This is a messenger RNA of Xiphophorus hellerii (green swordtail), 2684 nucleotides long. RefSeq lists its product as uncharacterized. Lineage: Eukaryota; Metazoa; Chordata; Actinopteri; Cyprinodontiformes; Poeciliidae. Bases 558 to 2093 code for a protein of 511 amino acids. The transcript has 8 exons. The record is from RefSeq and is a predicted model, not a curated record.
UGCUUCUACAGGGUCUGCAAAGUUGUAACGUUAAUUAUCUCACUGUGGCACGUGAGAUGGAGUCACUAUUUUAUCAUUUGUUACAGUUGUCUUUUUUUGUUGUUUUUUUUGUCCAAAGUUUAUUGAAGAGGGUAAAAUUUUAAAAUUAAAUGUUAAAGGGAGCUUGUUGAAGCUUUGGAAUAAAUGUACAAUACAUGAUGAAUAUUGCAGUGAGAAUUUUUAGAUGCAAUGUAGACAAAAAAUAUAGAUAUAAAAUAUAGACAAAACGUAUUUUUUUUAAAUAACACCUUUAAUUCAUUUUCGGGAAAACAUCUGUACAUAAGUGUAAUAUUGUAAAAUAAUUUAGCUUUAAAUUAAAAUUGGAAGCCUUUGUAAUCUAAAAUGCCUGUUUUCCUGUAAACUGGAAGUUAACAGUUUACAAUAAAGCUGUUAACUUUUCUGUAAGUAAACGUGUAAGUUAACGGUUCUGUAAAUUCACUUUGGCAGUGAAGGAGACACUAACGGUUGGAGCUCUUAACGGAAGUUGAUAUUCGAGUGGAAGCGCCAGUCCUCCGGAGAUGUCGGAAAGUCGGUCUGACACGCUCUCAUUUGACAAUCAAGAAAUGGCGAGAGUUCUUGUAACAACAUUCAAAAAUGAAAAAGAGACUUCGAAAAACAUUUUCAGUGUUUCAACUGCCAGCAAUCUUGUUGAGGAGAUUCUUGCCAACCAUUCUGGAUUUUUGCUGGACAGGCUACAGAAAUUUAAUUCUGACUUCUUGGAGUACAUUGAUGUUGACAUUAAUGUUGAAAUUAAGGACUUGGACAGAUUCUACGUGUUUCUAUCAACUGGAGGGCCCCUGGUAGAAGUGUCUCGUGAGGAGCAAAUUCCAAACCAGCCCCAUGCUAAUUCAGGAGAAGACGGUCAGACCCAUACAGGAGAAGACAGUGAGCCUCUAAAAUCGCUCCUAAUGAAAAAAGCACCACAAAUCUUUGAGGAGUAUGAAAACACAGGCUUCCUGUCAGGGAAGUCAAGAAAAUGUAUAGUGAAAAUGUGCGUGGGAGACCUAGUUCAGAGGUGUGGUUAUUAUCCUCUUAGUGGAGACAAGUUAGCCUUAGCGAAGAGCAUCAUUACCAUCUUCCCAUCUCUGAGUAUCCAGGUGGCUGGAGAAGGGGAGGGAUUUGAGCAUUUCUAUGAUCCAGCAUCCCACAGUGGAUUCAUUGAGAUAAAAUUGCGUAACCUUCGGCGGAAUCUACAACAACAUGAAAGACGCUACAGAAAGCGAAAAGUAACCAGUUACCCGGAGGAUGCACAAACAUCCAGUGCAACCGAGACCGAAAAUGAUAAUACCAUGAAUGAAUGGGUAACCUUGAUCAAGAGAUUGCGGCCCUCUUCGGAAAACCUUUCAGUAAUAAAGUCUGGGAUGGAAAAAACAUUCACACAGCGCAGAGCAUGGAUUACAAGGGAAUCGCCCACACUUGCAGAAAUAUUGCGUGAAUAUCCACGAUUUAUGGACAUGCCGAGUCUGCUGGACUCAGAGUUUGGAAGGUUGACAGGUGAAAAGACAGACCUUUUCCUUCGUAGAUGGGAGACCAACAUCAUGCCAAAACUUAGAGUUGUGGCUGCCAUGGAACCUGGACUCAGCACUCUUUUGAGAGGAUUUGAAAACAUGACUGAAGAGGAGGCUUGUUACAGAACACUCGUGGUACUAACACACCUUCUGCCCCCUGUUAGUGGAAGACAAUGUAGCGUCAAGGAUACAAUAACACACCUUCUAGAUUUUGUGCCGACUGGAACAAGAAUAGCAUCCCUCUGCAAUGAUUCUGCUACUUCAUCAACAAACCAUCAGCCCCAGCUCAUCUGCAUCGGUAAUCUGCGGUCGUCAAAGCAGUAUGUCAUCGUUGCAAAAAAUGACAAAGUCACCAUCCCCCUGGACGAUGGACUCACAUGUGCUGUGGACAAGCUUUUUAAGCUGUACUGGGUGUUUAACUUGUGUUAUCCAUCCCAACUCGGACCUGUCUUUACGUUUUUUGAGUACAUCUAUGAUCUUCCAUUCUCCACACAAAGAAAAACAAGGGUGAUUGAAUUGAUUGCACAACUUAAAGCUUGUAAAUGAAAUGUAUUGUUGUCCAAAAUGUAGACAAACUGGUUUCAAAGAGGUGAAAAAUCUCCUAUGGCACCUCCGUGAAAUACACUGCUUAUCAGAUGGACAGAAUAUAAAAAUUAGAUGUGCUCAGGAAAAUUGUCCAAGAACAUAUUAUAACUUGAAUUCAUUUACUAGGCAUCUACACAGAGUACAUUUUAAGAUGGGUACAAAAGAUAUGCCUGUUGUGCAAUCCUUGUUCCCAAGCGAGGGUUCAAACAGUGGAGAACAAACUCAUACUGAUAAUUUGGAUACACCCAAUAUUAUGGUUGCAGCUCCACAAUCAGAAAAUUACAUUGAGCUCAGUAAUUGUGCAGCAUCUUUUGUUUCCCAGAUGUAUUCAUCUUCAAAUGUAACUUUUUCUGAUGUCAUGAAAAAUGUGAACUGUGCAAAGGAGCUAAUUACUAGAACUGUAGACAGGUUGCAGCAAUCAACUACAACUUUGUUGAAUAGUUUGCAAGUACCUGGUGACAGUGAUACUUUGAUGAAAGAGUUUGAAGAUGCCAAGCACAUAUUUGAUGAUCUUGACACACAAUAUAAAAUAAAAAAAUGUUUUGCGAAGUU